Molecule: messenger RNA, 817 nt
Organism: Panicum hallii
Lineage: Eukaryota; Viridiplantae; Streptophyta; Magnoliopsida; Poales; Poaceae
Exons: 1
Coding region: 168-524 (118 amino acids)
Source: RefSeq, a predicted model, not a curated record
GCGGGAGAAGCACAAACAACGCAUAGCUCCACUUCGCAAGCAAGAACAUCGGCCUGCACGGCCCCAAUUCUCAUCAAGCUCGCAUCUUGGAUCACACGAAUUCAGAAAGCUCUUGCGGUCCAGGAACAGAUCGGGAGCCUGAAUUUGUUUGAGGUGUGCGAGCGGCCAUGGAGGUGGAGGCGGUCAGCUGCGAGUGCUGCGGGCUGGAGGAGGAGUGCACGGGCGAGUACACCGCCGGCGUGCGGGCCUACUUUGGGGGAAGGUGGCUGUGCGGGCUGUGCUCGGAGAGCGUCAAGUACGAGGCCGGCAAGUGCGCGGGCGGCGCGGCGCCCGGCGUGGAGGAGGCCGUGCGCGCGCACAUGGCCAUCUGCCGCACGCUCAAGAGCGGCGGGCCCGCGGGGCGCGUCGCCGACGGCAUGCGCCAGAUGCUGCGCACCGCGUCCUGGAAGAAGGCGGCGGCGGCGGCCCCGUCGCGGUCGGCGGGGGGACACCACCGCUCGUCGCCGCUCUCCAUCGGGCUCUGAUCGUGCUUGGCUCAAAGGCUCUCUAGCCAGGCGCUGGAUCGAGGUGCACUCUAUAGCUUCGGCUUCCUCUCGAUCACUAGCUAGGCGCUGUUGCUAGCGUUCUUCGUCAGGUCGAGCCCCAUGGGUGUUUGCGACUUCUAUGUAAGCUUUGAUUUUUGAACCAGUUUGUACAUAUAUGCAAGGAAUUAAGGAUCAACCAAGCCUUUGAGAUUAUGGCUUUGAUCAAUCGAGCUAUCAAAUAGCUUAUACUCUGCAUCGGAUAUAUCAAAUGAGCUGGUUGUUCUUGGAUUAAA